Salarias fasciatus (jewelled blenny) is the source of this 1244-nucleotide messenger RNA. It is a transcript of the gene dffb, whose product is annotated as DNA fragmentation factor, beta polypeptide (caspase-activated DNase). Lineage: Eukaryota; Metazoa; Chordata; Actinopteri; Blenniiformes; Blenniidae. The transcript is spliced from 7 exons. Gene Ontology annotation, molecular function: DNA endonuclease activity. The coding region runs from base 27 to 1061 and encodes 344 amino acids. Gene Ontology annotation, biological process: apoptotic DNA fragmentation; apoptotic process. Gene Ontology annotation, cellular component: cytoplasm; nucleus. The record is from RefSeq and is a predicted model, not a curated record.
AGGAAGCGGUAUGUACAAACAGGAACAUGUUACGGCUUUUCCACAAGAGUAAACCUUUUAAAAUUAGGAGUGUUGGUGAAAAUAAAAAGUACGGAGUGGCAGUGAAAGAUGUGAAGGAGCUUCUGAAAAAGAGCUGCAAGCUGCUGCAGGUCCCCUCCUCUGGUGCUCAAGUGUGUUUGUAUGAUGAUGGGACAAUUGUGACUGAGGAGUUCUUCCCGACUCUGCCUGACAACACUGAACUCGUGCUUCUAUCUCGAGGCCAGACUUGGAGCGGAGUUGUGAGUGACAUCGGUCAGCUCCUGAACACAGACCGCCAUGCGGACAGCCUGAUUGAAGCAGCGAGGGAACUGCUCUGCAAUGAGAAAUCAUCAAAACAGCGCAAAAUCCUGAGCGACCUGCUCCAGAACCUGGAGGACAAGUCCGAGAUGGAGAGCCGAGAGGACGACCAGGACUGGUUUCUAGGUGUUGGUUCUCGAUUCAAGACUAAGUCUGCGUACAUGAAGUCCAACUGUGAAAGCAGGAUACGAAGCUACAUGAAAGAGGUCGAUGAGGCCGCAAAAAGUAUCGAGAAAGCAAAAGUCAAGGCCGAGUUCCUGAAAGCGUCCAAGUGUCUGACGGAAAUUUUAAAGGAAGCAAAGUACAACGGCUGCUACUUCGACCGGACUGAGAAGACGUCGGAGCGCCUCUGCACCCAGGAGGGAUGGUUCACCUGCCAGGGAUCUUUUGACGAGAAGGCGUGUCCGUCUCUUCACUCCAUCAACCCGUACGGCAGCCGCGAGAGCCGGAUCGUGUUCAGCACCUGGAACCUGGACCACAGGAUUGAAAAGAGGAGGACGAUCAUCCCCGCCUUGCUGGACGCGCUGCAGAACCACAAGAGCAGCGACGUCAAUCUGGACUACUUCUACCAGCUGCUGUUCACCAGGGAGAACCUCAAGCUGGUUCACAUCGUCUGCCACAAGAAAGAAGCCCACAACCUUUCAUGUGACGACAAGAAAAUCUUCUCCAGCAACGCAAACAAGUCCAAACCGAAGGCACAAGUCAGGAAGAGACGCCGCACUUAGUAUGUUGAUUUCAAAGAAAAAGUCAACGUCACACUUUUACCUCACUUAUUCUUUUUAAUUUCAAACACAUCAUGAUAAUCUGCUGUAUGAACCACUUCUUGUACUGUUUUUUUCUUUUGUAAUGAUUCCACUUCAAUCAUGUUGGCACGGAGAUGAAGAAAGAACAAAUCAUUUUGUUCCCUC